Chara braunii is the source of this 820-nucleotide messenger RNA. The record is from the annotation of a GenBank genome assembly. Lineage: Eukaryota; Viridiplantae; Streptophyta; Charophyceae; Charales; Characeae.
CUCGAAGGGUUGGAGACCGUUUGCCCGCAUGCGAAAGGACAGCUGGCUGAAGACGACGGAGCAAUCAAUACUAUACCGCUGUCAGAAAGAGAACCCCGGGGAGAGUGAAACAUCCAUCGCGGCAAAGGCGAAACAAUUGUUCGACGCCUUGGGAGCCACUCGGCAGUUAGAGUACUCACACAAGUUUUACGAGCUGCAGUCGAUCCCCUCGUACGACAAGAUUGACUGGAAGGUUGAGUGCGUCGCCGCGCUCGAGAGCAUGGACGUGGACUCCCGAGAAGAUGCCGCCCCGGUGCCCGAGGCGGCCACAGGGGACACAAUGGGUGAACAAAGGGAAGAUGGCGGGACAACGUUGGGCGUGAAGCCUCCGUUGCCAGAGGCGGGGAACACGCCCGYAGGCAAAAACACCAUCGGAGCCAUCUCUGUCGCAACGGGGGAUACAUCACAAGGUGAAAAAGUGUCACUCGACAAGCCGGCAGAUGCGGGCGCUACAUACGGGAGUCUCCUCGCGACAGGUGCGGCGCUGGCAGGCACAUCGGAGAUGGUGUCAGAAUCCACUGCUGGGAUGGGCGUCACGGGGAUGUCAUUGCAUCCGCCCACAUGCACUAGCAAAGGUGACGCACACUGUACAACAACACCACAGGGAGGGGUCACAGGGGAUGACGGGAAUGGGGGAAAUGCAGGGGGGUCUCCACGUUCUCGUAAUAUUGAGGACAUGACGACGGACAAUGAGGAUGGGGUAGAAGGCGGAAAGGACGUGAGCGAUCCCACGCGUACAAAAAAUGAGGGGUGAGACAGGGAAUGAACUUGAGGGGAAUCC